AGAAAGCGGGACCAGCCCUCCUGUCGCCAUUUUUCUCUCCAACCCUCGCACUUCUGGUUUCCUGAGCGAGCGGAGGACAAAAUCAAAAAUAACGGCAAGUUGAUGACAAAAUAUCGGUCAGGUCGGGAUAGUGCGCCAGCGGUAAGGGAAUGCAGCCCCUGAGAUGCACCAGCGGCGGAUAAACGGCUGUUCUCAAGUCACUUUUUGUGUGAAGACGUGUUGCGGGCCGCCAUUUUUUCCUGCGCUGCCUCUGAAGUCUGCUCGAACCCGAGAGAGGGAACUCACCGACCUGCCUUACCGUUAAACCGAGAGGAUUUGAAGCGGAACGAAAAGGAGGAAGCUUAAUCGAUCAUUUCUUGCUUUCGGGCCCUUCUCGGUGUUUUUUGUUUCGUCGACGAAGCUGCGUUUCUACAGAAAUCACUGGAAAACGUACAGGGGCGACGAAUGCCCUGCCCUGCACCUACUGAAUCCUCUACUUUGGAUCAACGCUGAGCUUUCUUUUAUUUAUAUUUAUAUAAUUUAUUUUUUGGUGGGGAAACAGACAUGUCAACGGCUCGGUUCGACUCUUGUGAUCGGUCCUCCUGGUAUUUUGGACCGGUUUCUCGACAGGAGGCACAGAACAGGUUACAGGGACAGAGGCAUGGGAUGUUUCUGGUUCGAGACUCCUCUACCUGCCCCGGGGACUAUGUCCUGUCUGUGUCUGAAAACUCCAAAGUGUCUCACUAUAUCAUUAACUCUUUGCCCAGCAAAAAAUUUAAGAUAGGCGAUCAGGAGUUUGAUAACCUUCCUGCUCUUCUGGAGUUCUACAAAAUCCACUAUCUGGAUACAACUACGCUAAUAGAGCCUGCCCCCAGGUAUCCAAGCACGAUCACUGGACCCAUCCAGACAAUGGUCGGUCCCGAAGAGAACCAGGAGUAUGUGAGAACAUUAUACGACUUCACGGGAAGUGACGCCGAGGACCUCCCGUUCAAGAAGGGGGAGGUUCUUAUCAUCCUUGAGAAGCCAGAGGAACAGUGGUGGAGUGCCAAAAACAGAGAGGGACGCGUUGGGAUGAUCCCUGUCCCUUAUGUAGAGAAAGUGGUGCGACCCUCUCCCCAUCCUGGCCAUCCUAUCCAUGGAUCUCGCAAUUCCAACAGCUAUGGGAUCCCGGAGCCGGCCCACGCCUACGCUCAGCCCCAGACGCCCCCUGGCACACCUGGAGCAGUUAUCUCCCCCUUACCCUCCGUGCAGAAUGGCCCGGUCAUUGCAAAGGCCAUCCAGAAACGAGUGCCUUGUGCUUAUGACAAAACAGCUCUGGCUCUAGAGGUUGGCGACAUCGUCACCGUCACGCGGAUGAACAUCAGUGGUCAGUGGGAGGGGGAGGUGAACGGACGCAAAGGCCUCUUCCCAUUCACACACGUCAAAAUCAUAAACCCCCAGAAUCCAGAUGAGAGCGAUUGACUUGGAGGCUCAGUCGGAGCCUCUUGGCGGUAGCGACGUGUAGCUGAACCCGCUGGCCCGUUGCCACCUGUCCUGCUGGUGUCGCGGUUAUGCGCUUGCCUGCUUUGAGAAGGGGGGGCUGUACCAUAACAUAACAGCGACCCCCAUCUCUGCUGCCGCCAGCCUUUGCAAGGCUUCCUGACUGUUUACAGCUGUUGACAUCAGACUUAAGUUAAAAACUUGACCUAACCAUCGCUAGUUCCCUUUUGAAGCCGAUUUUCUUCGUGUUUGAUUUGCAGAGGAUCACUGGGCAUCAGUGCGAGUGUGUGUUUGUAUGUUAGUGCAUGUGGGCGUGCUCACAACAGAUUUCUCCUGCAAAGCAUCAAAACUUGUCAGUCCUCUUAGAUGCUGAGUUUUUGUCAUGUGAGCUUUUUUUUUGGCUUCUGAAUUUUUUGUUCAUGUGAGAAUGAUUGUAUGUGCAGUAAAUGGGGUAAAGCAGCAUCUACAUGGCUUUAGGAGAGCACUGAGGCAACUAGGAGCUGGCCGGCCAUUGAAUUAACAUCACUGCAAACAAUAAACUCACUGUUUUACCUUAAUUCUCUGCAAAUUGGUCAUGGGGUUUUGGACUUUUUUUUUAAGCAUCCUGUUUGUGUCUAGUGAUGCCUGUAAUGUGUCAAUUGAAGCAGAAAUUGGUGGAUUUCUGGAGAAAUUACAUUAUUGAUGACUGUCUCCAAUCUUCCUGACUGGCCAACUAACUUAUUUAUGCUGAUACGGUAUGACAUAGCCAGCAUUUUCUCUUGCUCUUUUUACAUGAGAUUUUUUUUUCUUCAUUUUGCGACAGCGCAUGUUUGAGGGUGACUCUACAUGUCCACUUCUUGAAAUUAGUGUAAACGAUUAGCAGGGUUUGAAUGCUAACAGAACCUAGCAGUAAAGUGGCUUUAAAAGUUUGUUUUGAAAAGUGCCAAGCCUUUGAGCUAACCAUCUAGAUCAGCACCUAUUGGAGCAUCUGACAACCUGUGGCACAGCUAAUGAAGUCCCAUCAUUUCUUUCAAAGUGAAAUCAGUCUCUUGCCUUCUCUUGAUAAUAUGCUAAUUCUGUUAAAAUGAAAUCUUUUUUUUUCUCUCAAUGUUUGGUUUCCCACAUUUCUUGUAAUGCAAACAGACCCCAGUAAAGCAGUUUAAGGUAUUCACGUCCACAUUGUGCUACAGGCAGUUUUGCUAAUCAUCAGGUCGCCCAGGGAUUAAAUGGUUGUAAGAACGAAGCAGGUUUCUGCUGUAAAACCCUCAAUCUCCACUCUUACCCCAUCAUGUCUGAAUUGAUGCUCUGCCAAAUUCUCUAAGGUUAUGGGCAGCUUUAAACUGCAUUUUUUUUUCUUUAUUUGGUCAGUUUUAAAUCAAGCGUUUUAAAAUAAGUGUUAUUUAAAGGGUGACUUACUAAAAGGGAAAAAAUGCCUGCUGGUUGCCUAUGUGCAUGACCUCUUGGCCACAGUAGGUGGUCUCAUCUGGUCAUAUGCUGCUUAUUGUCAUUUAUCUCAUUUAGCAAAGUUUCUUUUUUUGUUUGUUUUUUUUCUUUCUUGCCGAGAUUAUUUAAACCUAGUCGAGCAAUACAACCUGAGUAUUUCCCUUCUUGAGAUGAACUUUUCUCCUGCUUUUGAGCUAUUUUGUAAUGGCAUUAACAGUAUUACUGUGCUAUUUUUGUUUUCUCAUAAUUCUAGAAAAGCCUGUUCCUCAAAAAAAAAAAAAUCAAAUUGUGCCUUUUUAUUUUCUAAUACCAUUUACAUGUGUUAAUAUUUCCCAUGGAUAACACCUGUGUUGGUAAUGACCCUUUAUGUACAGAACAAGUAAAUAAAAUUUAUGUCUACUUCUU
Messenger RNA from Cyprinodon variegatus (sheepshead minnow), 3285 nucleotides. It is a transcript of the gene crkl, whose product is annotated as v-crk avian sarcoma virus CT10 oncogene homolog-like. Bases 544 to 1440 code for a protein of 298 amino acids. Gene Ontology annotation, molecular function: protein binding. Lineage: Eukaryota; Metazoa; Chordata; Actinopteri; Cyprinodontiformes; Cyprinodontidae. The transcript is spliced from 5 exons. Gene Ontology annotation, biological process: positive regulation of ERK1 and ERK2 cascade. The record is from RefSeq and is a predicted model, not a curated record.